This is a messenger RNA of Panonychus citri (citrus red mite), 1181 nucleotides long. Its product is annotated as hydroxyacylglutathione hydrolase, mitochondrial-like. The record is from RefSeq and is a predicted model, not a curated record. Lineage: Eukaryota; Metazoa; Arthropoda; Arachnida; Trombidiformes; Tetranychidae. Gene Ontology annotation, molecular function: hydroxyacylglutathione hydrolase activity. The transcript has 5 exons. The coding region runs from base 178 to 1059 and encodes 293 amino acids.
CCAUUGGAACAGUUUAAUUACAGUUUCGUUUAAUUGUUCUACUAUUCGUACAUGUUAAUUGUCUCGAUUGAUUAGUUGGUUAGUUGAUUCAAUUGUUUGUUUUCUUUUUUUUCCAGAAAAAAAUAUUUACCAGGAUAUAGACAAAGAGUAAGCUGAUUACUCGCUUGUUUACCUAACAUGUUACAACGUUUAAUCUAUUCUUCUGUUAAAACUCUCCGUGGUCUGGUUGGUAUUCAUUCAUCACAUAGUUUAACCUCUACUGUUUUUGGUAAUCAAAUGGAGGUGAAAAUUUUAUCCGCUCUUUCCGACAAUUAUAUGUACCUGAUUAUCGACAAGGAGACUAAUAAAGCGGCCAUUGUUGAUCCAGUUGAACCUGAGAAGGUUUUGAAAACGGUCAGUGAUUCGGGUGUUCAAUUGACAACCGUAUUAACUACACACCAUCACUGGGAUCAUGCCGGUGGUAAUGUUGAUUUAGUUUCCAAGGCUUCAGGUUUAACCGUUUGUGGUUAUGAUGAAAGGAUUGGUGGUUUAACUAACAAAGUUAAUCAUGGUGAUUCAUUUACAAUUGGAAAAUUGCUGGUUAAUUGUCUUUAUACUCCUUGUCACACCAGUGGGCACAUUUGUUAUCAUGUUGUUCCGCCUUCAGGUGAAUCCGAUGGAGCUGUUUUUACAGGUGAUACUCUUUUCCUUGCUGGUUGUGGGAAAUUUUUUGAAGGAACAGCUGAUCAAAUGUAUGAAGCUCUAAUCAAGAAACUUGGUUCAUUACCAGAUUCAACUAAAGUAUAUUGUGGCCAUGAAUAUACUGUAUCUAAUUUGGUUUUUGCGAAAAACGUUGAACCUUCAAACCAAGAUAUUGAAAAUAAACUAAAUUGGUCGAGAGAAAGAAGAUCAAAUUGUGAAACAACCAUUCCAUCAACGAUUGGAGAGGAAAAGUUAAUCAACCCUUUUAUGCGAGUUAAUCAAUCAUCUGUCCAACAAUUUGCCAAACUUACAGAUCCAAUCAAAGUAAUGGCCGCUUUAAGAGAAGCCAAAAAUAAUUUCAAAUCAUCGUCACUUUAAUAACACCACAAAGAAAUUACAGUUUAAUCCAGUUACAUUUAUUAGUUACAACUAAUUUGAUGUAAUAUUUUUAAUAGUAAAUCAUAAAAAUUGAUUGAUUUUGAUUUUCUAUCACCAGUAAA